Molecule: messenger RNA, 465 nt
Organism: Cordyceps militaris CM01
Lineage: Eukaryota; Fungi; Ascomycota; Sordariomycetes; Hypocreales; Cordycipitaceae
Product: bZIP transcription factor, putative
Exons: 2
Coding region: 1-465 (154 amino acids)
Cellular component (GO): trans-Golgi network
Source: RefSeq, a predicted model, not a curated record
AUGGCCGACGACCACGAUAAUCACUCAACCGGAUCCCAUCCUAUUGUGCGCUCUGAUUCUUCGGCCUCGACUGCCCCUUCUGAUCACAACGACCCCAUCAUCCAUCAGCCCAUCCCAACCCGGCCGCGCUUACCAAGCCGUAAGAGCAGUGGGCCGCUCGUUGUCCCUCGUGACAGCUCAGAAGUUGGCCCUGUUGAGUCGCAUUUUGGGCCCGACGAUGUCAGAGCCAUGAGCCCCCGCCGAACCAGCGAAGAUAUUGACAAGCUUGGCAAGGAAGCUCGCGAAGAGUUGCGCCGGCAUGCCAAAGCUCUUCAGGAGUCGCUCAUCGAUAUUUUCAACCGUAUAGAGGCCGUCCGCGAGGAGCACGACAAGCUCGACAGUAACAACAAGUUCUUGCAGAAAUAUAUUGGUGACUUAAUGAGCACCAGCAAGAUUACCGCCUCGACCAGUCGAGCCAAGAAAUAG